Messenger RNA from Alternaria burnsii, 321 nucleotides. RefSeq lists its product as uncharacterized. NCBI's taxonomy places the organism in Eukaryota, Fungi, Ascomycota, Dothideomycetes, Pleosporales, Pleosporaceae. The transcript has a single exon. The record is from RefSeq and is a predicted model, not a curated record. Bases 1 to 321 code for a protein of 106 amino acids.
AUGGCUCAGGAGUUCGAUCUCAAUCGACCGGAUUAUCGUGGCGUCUUCCACGUCCCUAUCACAUAUAAAGCUGGCCCUGAAAUCGAAGGGCAAUUUUCCGGGUCUCCCGCAAGGGCGCUUGCGUCGGCACUUGCUGGUCGUGGCGUGAAGUGUAGAUACGGUGACCUCACACAGGUGGUUACAGAGGCGGACGUCAAAGCGACAUUUGCAUCAAUUUCCACGAAAGAGACGCAAUUAUCCGACAAGUAUACACUGUACCAUCCUGCGGACCGCAACAGCCUUGUCUUCGAGGUCAACAUUGCCGUAGUCGCGCGAGCGUAG